Molecule: messenger RNA, 2389 nt
Organism: Cladocopium goreaui
Lineage: Eukaryota; Dinophyceae; Suessiales; Symbiodiniaceae
Source: the annotation of a GenBank genome assembly
AUGAACAUCAGCAACCUGGUGAAUGAUGAGGAUGGGGUGGUUUUGCCACUACAUCAGAAGGUUCAGCUCGUCCGAAAACAACUUGGCUGUACGUCGAAGGAGGCAGUGAGCCUCAUAAUGAGGAAACAGCAACGCUUGAAGACCGGAAAGGACACCUUGGAGAGUGCGGGUGACUCAAUCUUCCAACCAUGUCUGUCACCUGGAUAUGCCAACAAAGAAAACCUGGAGUCCAACAAUGCCCUCAUCGAGCCCAUCGAGAAGAAUGUUGAGAUGGACGACGUCGCCAUUGACGUACGUUGUUCCAUUCUCUCAGUCCAGGAAGAGAAGGCAUCAGUUCUCGCAGUGACGAAGAACAGCGGCCUUCACGACUUUGCCUUUGACCGCGUCUUUGGGGAGCGCAGCAGUCAGCCACAAGUCUACGAAGCAGCGGCGCGGCGCCUGGUGAUGGAGUUCUUGAAUGGAACCAGUGCCAGCAUCAUUUGCUACGGUCAGACAGCCAGUGGCAAAACGCACACUAUGUUUGGACCUCCAACCACUGGCCAACUGACAGUCGCCGACCACCAAAUGCAAGGUCUUGUUCCAAGGACCUGUGCAGAGGUCUUGCAGGCAGUUGACCACUGGCGCUCACGCGGGCUUGAAGUUCGGCUGAGUGCCAGCUAUGUGGAACUUUUCGGAAGUGAGGUUUCUGAUCUUCUUCGGGAGGGCCGAGUGGUGGGCCAACAUCGUGAAGGGCGCUACUCUGCAGUGCGUGCGACCGAUCGAGUCGGCCAUCGCUAUGUCUUGGACGGGCACACUGAGUGGCACAUUCAGUCACUGGAGGAGUUGCAAGAGCUGCUGGAGCACGGCGAUGCUGCGAAGCGCCGUGCUGCCACUGCCAUGAAUGAGCGCUCCACACGUGCACACACGGUCUUUGUUCUGUCCUUGCAGGUGAGGAAGGACAUGGAUUCCGCCGAUGCAACAAUUCGGCAAAGUCGUUUUUAUUUUGCAGAUCUUGGCGGUUCUGAACAGCUUUCGAAGAGCAAAGUGGAUGCUGCAACGAAAGCUCCAGUACUGGUUGUUGGAGGUGAAGAACAAAGCCGUUUGACCUGGCAGGAGUACAAUCUCCAUCGGCAGAGGGUUUAUGAGACCCUAAACAUCAACAAGGGUCUCUUCUCGCUGAAGCGUGUCAUUGAGGCUUUGCAUCAAAGGUGUCGGAUGGCCCAAGAAGGUGUACCUACCCAUGCCUUGCCAUAUGUGCCAUACCAAGAUUCGAAGCUGACGAUGCUUUUGCAAGAAGCUUUGGGAGGUUCGGCUCGAACUUUGAUCAUCACCACUGUGACCAUGGAUCCAUCACACGCAGAGGAGUCUUUACAAACCUUGCGCUUUGCUGAGACCUGUGCUCAAGUGCAGAAACGGCGAGAAGCUGACCAGGCAGCAUCAAUUACACUUGCCUUGGACAAGAUCGAGCAAGAGAUCCAGGCGUUGCAAGCAGAUAUUGCCCAGAAGGAGCGAUGGGAAACUCGAUUUCUACGACGUCAGGAUCGAGACACCGUGGCAGGUGCUUUUGGUGAAGGAAUGAUGGUGGAACGUACCGAAGUCGUACCAACCAGCGUCCUGGUUGGAGCUGAGGCUGAACGUGAGCAGCUGGAAGCUCUCUUGGAACGCCAAGCUGAGUUGAAAGGUCUUUGCAGCAUGGUGGACUUUGGAAAGGACUACCGCAGUAUGCGGCUUCAAGACACCAAAGGAGCCACUGAUGGUGGCAGAGGGGAGGAUUUCCGUGCCGGUCAUUUCAGUGCUCGAACCAAGGCCAAAGACUUUGAAGAUGAGGCAGUUUUGGCGGAUGCCCUGCGUUUCUUGUUCCGCAGCUGUAAAGACGCAGAACGGGUUUUUGGUGAAUUGAAGGCUCGGACAAGGCUGCAGAGAAAUGAGAUCCCGGAAGGUUAUCACAAGGCGGCGCGCGCCAUGCGUGAACAUUGGGAGGAUCAAGUGGAAAAGGGACAAGAGCACAGGAGCUUCGGAAAGGCUAUGCUAGAUCGUUGUACAGCAUGGAGAGGCGCAUUCAAACAGGACACGUCCAGUAGAGAUGCAGCGCUCUCCAAACUGGUCCAAGAGUGUGGCCUCGCGUGAGACAUUUGACAUUUGCGGACACAAUCCACGAAGCAGUCUAUGUGCAGUUUAGAUUUGCUUAUUCAUCUUAUUCUCCAAGGCUUUCCAGGGGAGUGCCGGAGUCAUCCGAAGUCAUCCGAAGUCAUCCGAAGUCAUCAAGCCUUCGUCCAUAUUUUACAAGGCACGGUGCUCCCGGUGCUCCCUAGGCCCUAGGCCAUACGUCCGCUGGAUUUCAACCUUGAUGCCAUAGAUUGUUCAUAGCUUGCAGGACUGCUCUCGCCAAGAAUUAUGGAAUGCGCCUUGC